This is a messenger RNA of Folsomia candida, 2585 nucleotides long. Its product is annotated as membrane-associated tyrosine- and threonine-specific cdc2-inhibitory kinase. NCBI's taxonomy places the organism in Eukaryota, Metazoa, Arthropoda, Collembola, Entomobryomorpha, Isotomidae. The record is from RefSeq and is a predicted model, not a curated record. The transcript has 9 exons. Gene Ontology annotation, molecular function: protein kinase activity; ATP binding. Bases 182 to 1672 code for a protein of 496 amino acids. Gene Ontology annotation, biological process: protein phosphorylation.
CCACUCCGAACCACUGUUUACUGUCAACUCCCACUCGUUAUUCACUCGUGUGUGCCAGAGAGUCAACUUAUCGGCCUCUUUGGAUUUCAUAGUUUGUCCAAAUUUCCGUCAUUACUUAGGACUAGUUCCAAGUGUAAGUGGAAACUGGGAGUCAACAAACCCUCUGGGAUAUAAGGCUGCAAUGGACGACGCCGGCGAAAGCACGCAUUAUCGAACAAGGACAGGAGUCCAUCUUCCAAGAUUUUUGAUGGAACCACGGUCUUUGUCGUCUAAAAAAGAUCGAGAAAAGCAAAAUUUACGCUACGUUCCGCCAGCCCCUCGUCCGCACUAUGUCCGAUCAGCUCCGACUCAGACUAGAUUAAUUCAUUCUCGUUUUGGAGUUGAUUCUCAAGAUUUGGACAAUUCCUUUCAACUUUUAAUGUCUGGGGGGAACAACGCCACGACAAGCAUAUUCCGGUCGACUUUUGAUAUACAAGAACGACUUGGAUUUGGGUCUUUUGGAGACGUGUUUAGAGUCAGAAGCAAAUUGAAUCAAAAAGAGUACGCUGUCAAAAAGUCUCGACGAAUGUACAUUGGUGAAGCUGAUAGGGCUCGGCAGCUCCGAGAAGUUAAUAGAAUGACUGAUAUUGAACCAAACCCUCAUCUCGUAGAAUUGGAAACGGCGUGGGAAGAAGAUGGUCAUUUAUUUUUUCAAUUGGAACUAUGCUCAAAAUCAUUGAAUCAAAAAAUUGAAGAAGGAGGAUUUUUAACUGAAGAAGAGGCAUGGGAUGUUCUUGUUGAUAUGCUUUAUGCCUUGCAACAUUUGCAUAAGAAUCUUCUAGUCCAUAUGGAUGUGAAACCAGAAAACAUUUUUCUCACAAUCGACACUCCAACCAAGUACAAACUGGGAGAUUUUGGAAUCAUUGUGUGCUUAAAUGAGAAUAGGGAUUUGACAGAGUUUACGGAAGGAGAUUCGCGUUAUCUAGCUCCUGAGGUAAUGCAAGGGACAAUAACAACGAAAGCUGACGUUUUCAGUCUGGCUUUAACAAUCUUGGAAAUAUCUUGUCAUGUGGACUUGCCUAAAAGUGGAUCAUUGUGGCAUGAAUUAAGGAAUGGACAGCUACCAGAGCCCACAAACAAUCUUGUCCCUGCCACGUUGGAACCAAUCAUUAAGGAAAUGCUUACUCCAGAUAUUAAUGAGCGACCUUCAAUUAAUGACUUGCUAUGUCGCUCGGAUGUCCAAAGUCGAAUUCGCCAACGAAACUGGAUGUUCCGAAGGGCAUGGGUUGGACAAAAGUGUAAACUAGUAUGUCGUAUCUGGGCUGCUUUUAUGUCGUGUUUGGCAUCCUUGUUCUUCUUUACGAAAUAUUUGAGGCAAGGGAAUGAACGGAAAGAUGUUCCGGCGUCUGAAGUUGGUCGGAGGACUCCUGAGCCUUUUCCUGCAGAUCGAGACAUUCCAAACGUGCUACUAAAUGAUAGUUCAUUUUCUGAUGAUGAAGAACGAAGACCGAAAAGUCCUACACUUGUCUUUGCUUCUACCCCCAUUUCUCAUUCAAAGACUCGAUCCGGAGGCAUCCGAUUACGUAAUAGUCGGCUCCAUCAACUUGGAGCUGUAACUGACAAUGACCUCCGAACUGUAGUCGGAAGUCCGUCUCGAAAUUUAUUAAAGGAAUUUGAAGCUGUGUCUGACUGAGUCGGGCCGCAAAUCAGCAUAAACUGACCUGCUCCGUAUAUUUCUUUCUUGAUUCCAUUUGAUACUGCAAUUUUAAGUACAGUGCCGACUUUCAUCUACGCUUUUGCUUCUGACUCACUCAAUAAUGAAAUGACGACAGAUUUAUCUCACAUAGUGACUGAAUUUUGGAACCUUCAUAUUAUUAUUGUAUUAUUAAGCUCUAUACCAUAUGAAGAUUAUCAUUAGUAUGCCUUAUUAGAAGACAAGAAGAUUGAUUAGUUUUGUGAAACUUGGCACAGAUGUAGUCACAAAAACAAUACGCUUAUAUGUACACUGCACAAAUUUUGCUCAAUUAAGACUUUCAUUCCAUCGCAAGUGUGUGCCAUGAAAAUUACGACGCUUAAUAACGAAAUCCUAAGAUUGAACCUGAACUAAUCCUACUCGUAUCAGACAUUUAUAUUAUUCUUGUUAAUAUAGCUCUACUUAUCAGAAAAGCAACCAUAAUACGUAAUAAUUAAUCUUAGUGUUUGUUUUAGCUUCUACCCUACCAGUAUUUUAUCAAAACACAUUGCUCAAAAUUGCAAUAGAUAUAUCUGGGUUUUUUGUAUAUAACAAUCUAUUUUUCACUGAUACUAAAACCGUAAAAAUAAGACAACAUUUUCAAACCAUUGUAGAAAGAUAUAAUAAUUAAUUACUGUAAUCAAUGUUUUACAAUUUGGUAGCUUUCAAGGGAAAACCUGUUUAAUCUUUUAAUUACAGUUUAUUUUUUGUUUUCUUUACCGUGCCGAUAAAUUUAAGAUGAAUGGUACUAGUUUGACGAAAGUAUUAUAACCAUAAAAAAUGUUCCAACAUUAUUUUGAGAGAGAUUAAAUAAAUAUUUACCAAUAGUUAAAAAUUGAAAACUUGGCUUUUCCAAGUGCUUCAAUACUGAUAA